This is a messenger RNA of Episyrphus balteatus (marmalade hoverfly), 5738 nucleotides long. RefSeq lists its product as uncharacterized. The transcript is spliced from 15 exons. Gene Ontology annotation, biological process: signal transduction. Bases 68 to 5689 code for a protein of 1873 amino acids. NCBI's taxonomy places the organism in Eukaryota, Metazoa, Arthropoda, Insecta, Diptera, Syrphidae. The record is from RefSeq and is a predicted model, not a curated record.
AACUCAAACCUUCAGUACAAGUUUAACUUUUCUCCACAAAAGAGCACAUGUUUCGUCUUCUAUCAAAAUGUCUUACAAAGUUUUCUUAUUUCUGUUAAUAUUCAUUUGUUUUGAUAAUUUUACGUGUCUUGAAUAUACCAUAGAAGAGAAUCACAAUAUUAAAGUGGAACCGUUUAAGACUCCGAUAAACAAACGUGAUAUCUCUCAAUUCUUUGAUAAAGCAUCUUAUUCAUUUAAUGGUCUACAAAAAGUUGAAUCAGUUCCAAUAAUAUUUCCUCUGGAUAUAUGCUUUUUCAACGUCAACUCUAUAAGAUAUGCUGCUUGUUUGCAUAUUAAUAAAAAUGGAAUUCGAAAUUUCGUUAUAUUCAGUGCAGAAAAUGCAACAUAUGAACAACUUUACAAUUUAGAAACUCCCUUAGCCAUUGGUAUGGAUUGUAGAUCUUUUGGUCCAAAAGGAUAUGUAGCCAUUGCUUAUAAUAUAACAAAUCCCGUUGAACGGGCCAAUCAAGGAUCACCGAUAUUUCAAAUUGAUUCUGAUCGCAUUAAAAUAAUUCAAUAUUUUGGAUCACAAAGUCUUAGAGCAGUUUACCUAAGAGCUUCAGCAAAUGAUUUGUUUCUUUUGCAAACAUUUGUUAAUACUGAUAAUGCAACACAUUUUUGUCCAUAUUUCAAAUGGGGUGGUUAUAGUUUUAAUAAACUUGGAAAAAUUCCAUGUAGCAAUGCAAAAAGAUUGGAACCAUUUUCUAUCGAUUCUGAAAGUUAUGUUGCUGUAGCUAAUUAUGCUGACCAAUUUGGUCGCACACAAACCAAUUCAGUGAUCUAUAAAUAUGAUCGAGAGAAAAAGAAACUCGUUAGUUUCCAAAAGAUUAAAACACAUGGAGCUGUUGAUGUCAAAUACUUUAGUGUUCCAUUUGAGGAAAUCAAAAAGCAACACUUUUUGAUAUUUGGCAAUUCUCUGGCAGGCGAAAAUGACCAACAAGAGGAUCAACUUGAACCUAAAUCAGUUAUCUAUAAAUUUGAUAAAGGAACUUUUAUCCCUUAUCAGUCAUUGGCUUUAUAUUCGGUAGAAAAAUUUCUUCCAGUUGAGAACAUAGAACUUGAAAAGUUUAUUCUUCUCGUUGCCUGUUCCAAUCAAGAAGUUAAAAUUUUCAACAUGAACGAUUGGAAAUUUGAAGAAUCCAAAGCUCAAUUUACAGAGGGUGCUUUUGGAAAAGGUGUUUCUAACAUGCGCAUCUUUGAAGAAGACGACUUAAGCUAUUUGGUUAUCGCUAAUGAACGCAUGAUGGAAAAUGAAACAAAUGUUUUCCUACCAAUCUUUACCCAAGAAGAACAUGCCAAUACUCUCCGACAACAAAUAAUCGACUGGACUUUGGAAGCAAUCGAUCGCCUGAGUAAAAUCGAUGUAGAAAAACUUAAAAAUGAUGUCGUGGCUGCUGGAAAAAAGAAAAAGGAUCGUCGAACUGCAGAAAUUAAAGAGAUAUCAUCAGCAAAUAUUGAAAUUGCUUAUACACGAUCGUUUAUUUAUCCUCAACGAAAUUUCACUGCAAGCUAUUGGAAGACCCUUUCCUAUGCUCAACAGUCUCUCGAAGUCCUUGAGUCACGAGCAAGUAGAAAAUCAUUAAUGAAACGACAUACAUCAAAUAAAGACCACAUCGAAUACGUUCAAGACACUCUCAAUGUCGGAACUUUGGUAGUCCGAAAUUCAUUCAAAGCCAAACAUAUCAACGGAAUCGAUGUAUCUAAUAUUCAACUCAAUAAAGUAUCAGCGCCAAAAGUUAUUGUCAAUGGGAAUUUCAAAAGACCUACGCAAGCUCGAAGUGACAUUACUCCAGAAUUCGUUGAUGCUUUAAAUGUUGAACAUUUAAUGAUCACUGGAACGCUUAACGAUAUCAGCUGGUCCGAUUUACAAUUUAAUACUUUGAAGAAAACAGGACAGCAGUUUAUGAAAGCACCUGUUAAAAUUGGAAAAUUACAAACAGAUUCCGUUUUUGUUAUCUCGGGAACUGUCAACGGACAAAGUCUAUCGAAAUUAGUACGAACUGAUGGUGGAAGUUAUGUUAUCAAUCAAGAUGUCCAAUUUGCAAAGCCGAUUUAUGCCAAAAAUCUAACCAUUCAGGAUCGUUUGAAUAACAUUCACGUUCUGCAAAAUAAUUUAGAUGUUUUACUGCUCAACUCUGAAGAGGUCCAACACAUGACAGGACAAAAGACUUUUGAGAAUGUUAAUCUGCUUGAACCAGUUACGAUAUCGGGUAGAAUCUUUGGAAAUUUAGAUCUAAUGUCUCCAUUUAAACCCAUUCAUGAACCUCUCAAUCUUGUUGGUGACUACACAAUCACUGGAGAUGUAACGAUAACAAAUCUUUUAUCAGCUCAAAACAUCUUUGGAAGUUCCGGCGAUUUCAGUAUCAAAAAAGCUCUAGAUGAAGGUCUCCGGUCAUCUGGACGUUUAAAUGGACUUAAAUUAAACUUCCAACAACCAAUCGAAGCAAACAAUUCCAUUGUUUCAUUCAUUAAUGGUUUCGAUCUUCAACAAUUAGUUCCAACUGGUUUGGAUGAGGUCCAAAUAAUUGAAGGUCAUAAAAUAUUUAAAGGAGAUAUACAAAUCUCCGACGGUUUUGCUGAAGUCAAAGUUCUCAAUGGCAUUGAAGUUGACGAUUUUGAAAAGAGAGUCCUUACAAAGGAUGGACUGCAAAAUAUAACUGGAAAUUUGAAAUUCAAAAAACUAACGGCUAAAAGCAUCACAUCACCAUCAAUCAAAUUGCAAGGUAAAGAUCUCUCGGAAUAUUUGACAACGUCUGGGGAUCAAGUUUCAGAAGGAACUUUAAAAGUUGAAAGUUUUGAGACACAUUUUGCAGAAGUUGAAAAUCUUCAAACGAAACACAAGGUAUUCGGAACAAAACUCGGUACUUUUAAUCAAAAAGGAGCAGAACCGAAUCCUGAAAUCUUUAAUAACUAUCCGGGAACAAUUCGAGUUGGAAACCUUAAAGUUGCAGAGUUUAUAAAUAAAAAACCUAUCCGAGAAAUUGAAGAGCUUUUAGCCCAAUUAAAUGGAAAUGUAAAAUAUGUUGGAGGAAUGAAAUUUCCAUAUGAUAUCAAAGUUUCGAAUCUUACUUUUACUGGGAAAUUUAAUGGAAUUUCUGCACAAGAAUUUGGCAAUUGUUGGUUACAACAGGGUCGGGAGCAAAUAUUCAGUGCACCACAAACCUUGUCAAAUGUUGCAGCUGUGAAGGGUCUAAAGUUGAAUGGUGGAAAAUUGAAUGGUUAUGAAUUUGAAGACUUUAUUUCGGGAACAUAUUUGAUAAAUCGUGAUGAGCAUAUAAACAAUGCUAUAUUUGAAAAUUCUAUCAAUGUCAAAAGAACUUUGAGAACAUCAACCGUCAAUGGGUUACGAAUUCCUGAAGAUAUUCUCAUUAAAGACUCCACUGAGCCACAAAUUCUCAAUGAACCCGUCAUAUGUCAGAAAGAUGUUCAUGUGAGAGGGCAAAUUCGAAAGCUGUCCACUAUUAACAAUUUAAAUUUAGGACGUUUAAAUGAUUUUAUCGAUGGUGAUUUAGAAACAAUAGCAGUUCAGAAUGCAAUAUUUGAAAAAGCCCCACAUUUUGGAACACUUAAUUCGCAUAAUCUCAAACAAAUGAUGGAUACUGUAUGGUUUGCUAAUGAGAAUGUCGACUUACAGCAUCAUGUUGAGAUAGCUGAUGGAUAUUUUGAAGGUCCAAUUGAUUUUGAAGGACCAAUUAAUGGAAUGAAUUUAAAAUAUUUAAAAGAAAACUACUUUAGUUUAACAAAACCACAACAAAUUUCCGCUGAGAUGAUAUUUUCGAAACCAGUUGUUUUCGAAAAUGAUUUUGAUGUUGAUUAUUUGCACUUAUAUGGUCCAAUUGUUGAAAGCAGCAGUAAUUCCGAAUUGGAUUUUAAUGAUUUUGUGGAAAAUGUUCUUCUUACGUCUGGAAAACAAGAAGUAACUGCACAGUGGAAAAUCUAUGAAGCAUUGGUUUCAGGAGAUCUGAAGAACAUACGCAUGAAUAAUCUUAACCUCGUUGAUGAUGUUAUUCGUUUGGAUGUUCCUCACAACACAGUAACUGGACAUAAAACAGUUCCAUCUGCUAGCAUUAAGAAUCUCUAUUGUCAACCUAGAAGCACUGUUAAUGGUGUCGAUCUUACAGAAUGGAUUUACAAUACAGUAUUUGUAUAUGAAAACUACACAAUUAGAGGCAAAACAACAGUGGAUUCAGCAAUUCUUUAUAGCGACAUUGAAGUUCUUGGCUCUGUAAAUAAUAUGACAUUUGAUGAGAACAACUUAUUACUUCGUAAUAAGGAUCAAGUGAUUAAUGGAAAUGUUCAAAUUUUAAAUAAAUUUCCAAAGGAAAAACGAAUUCUUUCGAAUUCCUUUGAAGAAGUGCAAACAGAAAAUCUAAAUGGAUCAAACAUUGACAAUUUCUUUAAGAACCAAAUCCUUGAAGAUGAUGUAAAAUUAUCUUUAUCUCUGGAUCGGGCGAUAACUUUUGAAAAUUCUGUCAAUGUACAGCGUUUUGAAAGUGAAGCCGAUUUGAGAAACUCAAAAGAGUUAAGUUUUGAUUACAAUCAAAUGCAUAAUAAGACAGUAAAAGCAUUUAAUCAAUUGGAACAAAUUGUUGAAAGAAUUGGAGAAACAUACAAAGAUUCAAAAUAUUAUCUGAGUCAUUUUGAACAAAAACAAACAAUGCCUAUUCAAGCCCAAAAAGUCGUCAGUCUAACUUUGAGAGUAAAUGAUGAGUUCAUAGAUGUUAUUGGAGUUUUAAAAGAAAAUCAAGAUAAUAAUCUUGCCUUCUAUCGCUGGGACUUUUACCAACAGCAGUUUGUCCUGGAUAAACAUCUCUCCUGGCUCCCCCGUAGAAAAGCUCUUAUCGAUAUCUUCCGAGUGGCUUUUGGAGAUGCCCAAUAUGUUUCCAUCAAAAAGUCACUAGAAAACAAUUUCUACCCGAAUGUCAUGUCAAUGGAAACAGAAGGCCUAGAGGGAGUUUUCAAUGACAAAAAUUCCUCAGUUGAGGCAUUAGAACUUGAUGAUCAACAUUGUUUAGUUACAAACAAAGAAACAGAUGGAAUUUUGGGAUUAUUCUGUGUAGAACAUGGCGACACAGGACUCAAAUUCGUUCAUAAAAACGAUAUAAAGAAAAAUGGAGUCGUUCAGAUUGCUUCACUUGAAAAGAACCUAAUUGCAAUUCUUCUCAAUGACUCAGUGGAAAUCUGGAAACCCAAUGAACCAGAAAAAUGCAAACAAAAAAUACCAGCUGUAACUCCAUCCCAAAUCGCAGCUGUUGUAACAACAGAUUCCGACAAAUUCAUUGCAAUUUGUUCGAAAAUCAAACCCAAAUCUUUCCAUCAUGGACUUGUCGAUAUAUACAAAUCAACCGACAAUAAUCCAUUCCAACUAAUGCAAACAAUCGAAGUUGUUAGUCCACUACAAGUUGAAUUCCUCGUCCUGCCCGAAUCUAAAGACAUCCUCCUCAACAUACUCACCGAAAGUUUCAAUGAACCUUUGGCCAUUUAUCAAUACAAAGGUGUUGUAGGCUUCCAAUCCAUCGUUGGUUCAUCAACAAUUUCACCAGGAACUAGCAUCAGUGUGAUUCAUCUCAAAGCUUCCCGGCAACAUCUAAUAGCUGUGAUGUCAAAGAACGAAAUGACAAUAAUCGAAGCUGUUCUUCACAAAACAUAACAACAACAACACGAAAAAUCCAAUAGUUUACUUUGCGUAAAAAUUAAAA